ACCACUUCGAGCAGCGAUGAAGCGAACGUUCGAUUACUUUCCACCAACCAUUUGCUACGAUAAACCCGCGGCCGCUGCGGUAUCCGUGGAAGAGAGUGAAUCGCGAAGGACGAGUGCGUUGGCAGGUUUGCGAGUGCUGGAGCUGACUGUACCGAAAAAAUCAGCCAAAGUGUGGACACUCCAGGAGCAUGAUCUGUGUCGCGUGUCGCUCCCGGAAGGCUCCCAAGUCGGUGAUCUGAAUCUGUGGAACUUGGAAAAUCCCCGCUCGGAGCGAUUCUACUCGGGCAAAACACGUCAGAUACACUCGACCCAUCUGAAGCCGUACGAUCGGCUUUGGAGUAGCUUUCCGCACCUUCGGCCCAUGGCCACGUUCGUGAGGGACUCGCUCAGCGAUUACGGGAUCGACCGGGACGGAGGAUCCCUCCACGAUGUGGUGGGGACACGAUGCGACGACUAUAUCUACAAGCUGAUUACCGGUGAGGAUCGGCACGAUAGUUGUCACACAUACCUCACAGAGGCAGUCAAGGGCCACGGAUUGACGGAACAGGACGUGCACGACACCUGGAACAUCUUCAUGUGCACCGGUUUCACGAGGGAUACACAGCAAUACUUUUGCAAACCAAGCCCAGCCCGGAAGGGCGACUUUAUCGAGUUCAUCGCGGAUAUGAACUUACUCGUGGCCCUGUCUGCGUGCCCUCAGGGUGAUGUUUCGAUUCAAGUGGGCCAGACGGUGCCGGAUGAGAAAUGUUUCCCUUUGAAAGUGGAGGUGUUCCGGCCGAAAGUAGAAUAUUGAAAUACCAUGCCGAGCAGUAAAAGUGUCGAUUCGUCCUGCCAUAGAGUCUUUCGUUGUACUGAACGGUCGUGCCAGCCAGCAAUUGAAUCGCAUCCACAAUAGCGAUUAUUGAAGUAGCAGAUGUGUUCGUUUGAUGAGUCAGAUCUUUAUUUGCACGUAAAUAUGAGGUAAAACGUAAACGUAAACGUACAACAUUAAACUUUGCGGCAAAAUUCGGGUUUCUCUUGUCCCAACGAUGUAUUCGUUAUCUCCCGUUUUCUAUGUUCCAUCAAA
Messenger RNA from Anopheles bellator, 1066 nucleotides. RefSeq lists its product as uncharacterized. Lineage: Eukaryota; Metazoa; Arthropoda; Insecta; Diptera; Culicidae. Bases 17 to 793 code for a protein of 258 amino acids. The transcript has 2 exons. The record is from RefSeq and is a predicted model, not a curated record.